Messenger RNA from Nezara viridula (southern green stink bug), 1239 nucleotides. The record is from the annotation of a GenBank genome assembly. NCBI's taxonomy places the organism in Eukaryota, Metazoa, Arthropoda, Insecta, Hemiptera, Pentatomidae.
AUGGCAGACAGUGAAUUUGAGGAAUUUAGACAACAUUUUGAAAGAGUACCACAACAUAUUAGAGCUACUGUUCAAACUUAUACACUGGUACCUGACAUUUUGCUGGAAGACUCCCCGACUUCAUCAAAGAGCAAUGAUUCUCCUGAUGAAAACAUUUGUAUGCAGGUACCAGCUGGAAAUGAAAAAGGAGAUUAUGGAGGGAAAAUAUUUCAUGAAAGAUGUGAUACUUUGAGUAGUGAGGGUAGCCCAGAAAGUGGAGAUGGGGAACCUUGGCAAAUACGGCCUCCUACUGGAAGACGGAGGAGAAAGCUACCAGAAAUACCUAAGCAUAAAAAGCCAUAUAUGACAUCAUUAGCUGAUGAACUUGGAGAUACCAUAAAUGUAAAUUUUGAAGUUGGAGGAGGAGCUCAUCCUCGAAAUUUGCUUAUGAUGAAAUAUUUACGAGAUGAAGAUCUAUACAGCUGUGAUGUUGAUUCAGGAAAUUCUACUGCACAUUCUCCUGAUGGACCUAAGUCCACUUCUCCACUGCCAAUGAAUAUGGGAUCAAUUACACCAACUUCAUCUGAAAGCUGCAGUUUACCCUGGUCCCAACUAGAACUUUUUGAAGCAACCCACAGGGGUUUACACAAAUUUGUACCUCGACAUAGAGAUGAAAUGGAAGUGGAAAUAGGAGAUCCAAUUUAUGUUCAAAAAGAAGCUGAUGAUCUCUGGUCUGAAGGAGUAAAUCUCAGAACAGGUCGCCAAGGAAUUUUUCCUUCAGCAUAUGCAGUUGAUAUGGAGUACAAUGACUUUGACCCAAGUGCACCUAAAGUAAAAGUAGAAAGGUUCCUGCUUGGAUAUCUAGGAUCAGUAGAAACUCUAUGGCAUAAAGGAACCUCUGUCCUUUGCCAGGCAGUGAAAAAAAUUAUUACCUCUAAACAUAAGCCUCAUCAGUGUAUUUUAGAAAUUUCUGAUCAAGGACUCAGGAUGGUCGAUAAAAGCAAAAAGAAGACUUCUGCUCCAUGUCAAGACUAUUUCUAUUCAUUGAAAAAUGUGUCAUUUUGCGCGUUUCACCCCAAGGACCAUAGAUAUAUGGGUUUUAUUACUAAGCAUCCAACCCUUCAAAGGUUUGCUUGUCAUGUCUUCCUUGGCUGUGAGUCUACGCGACCUGUUGCUGAAGCUGUGGGUCGUGCAUUUCAAAGGUUCUACACGAAAUUUAUUGAGACUGCCUAUCCUAUAGAAGAUAUAUACAUUGAGUAA